Molecule: messenger RNA, 852 nt
Organism: Oppia nitens
Lineage: Eukaryota; Metazoa; Arthropoda; Arachnida; Sarcoptiformes; Oppiidae
Product: glutathione S-transferase Mu 1-like
Exons: 2
Coding region: 30-713 (227 amino acids)
Biological process (GO): glutathione metabolic process
Molecular function (GO): glutathione transferase activity
Source: RefSeq, a predicted model, not a curated record
CAUGAUUAGACAUCAAUAAAAUCUAAACAAUGUCUUCAUCGAAACCGACACUCGGCUACUAUAAGGUCCGUGGAUUGGCUCAACCGAUCCGAUUGUUGUUGAAGUACGCGGGUGUGGACUUCACCGACAAAUACUACGAGUUUGGUUCGGCCGACAGUAUAGACUCACUGCGGGAACAUUGGCUGAAAGACAAGUACCAGUUGGGACUGGACUUUCCCAAUGUUCCCUACUAUCUGGACGGCCAGCAUAUCAAACUGUCCCAGAGUUCGGCCAUUCUGCGCUACUUGGCCCGCAAACAUGGACUGGUCGCCACCAGUGAGUGUGCACUGGCCCGACAGGAUAUGGCCGAGUAUCAGUUGGCCGAUAUUAAGACCGGAUUUUUUCAGAGUAUAUUUCCGAAAGAAAAUUACGAAAAAAAUCGUGAAACCUAUGCCAACGAUACGCUGGCGAAACAGUUGGAAGUGAUGUCGAAAUUUUUGGGAUCAAACGACUGGUUGGCCGGCAAACAGUUGACAUACGUUGACUUCUUGGCCUACGAACUACUGGAUUGGUUUCGGCUGUUUAGUCCCGAAACUGUCCAAAAGUUUCCGGUUUUGAUCCAAUAUUUGACCAGAUUUGAGAGUCUACCGGCGAUUAAGGCCUAUAUGUCGUCCCAGGAGUUUAUCAGUUGGCCAAUAUUGGGACCGAUAGCGCCGUGGGGUUAUAAAAAGUAAAUGCAUUAUUGAAUGUAAUAAAUAAUUAUAAUAAUAAUAAUAUCUAUUUUUUUUAUUGUUGUAAAACUUUAUUAAUGUGUUUUUCAAUUAUUAAAUAUAAAUUUAAAUAAAAAAAAUAAAGUCUUUAUAACUAUAAUAA